AUGACGGACACUUGCAUAGUGUGUCUAGGAGACCUUGGCGAUGGCGCCAGCGAGCCGGCUCGUGUGGUAUGUGUUGACCAAGACCAUCUGCCAAGAUCCGGCGAUCUCCAGAGAGCUCCCCGGCUGGAGGUCGUCGUUACAUCCCCCAAGCCUGACCCAGAAGCUGAUUCGGGGAAAAUUGCCCACCUGCUUCCCUGUGGCCAUACCCUUCAUGACGAGUGUCUUAAACCUUGGGUGGAAAGGGCGAAUAGUUGUCCGAUAUGCCGCCAGAACUUCAAUAUGGUUGAGCUGACGGACACGGUUGGAGGUCCUGUUGUCUCGUCCUAUUGUGUUGAAGACCGUGUGCAGGUUGCGGAUAUCGACCCUUCUAUUGUAGUGGACGAACUAGAUGCAGAGUCCGAUUCACAACCCUGUCCGAUAUGUGGAUACGAUGAUAACGAAGACGUCCUUCUUCUCUGUGAUGGUUGCGAUGUCGCCAUCCAUACCUACUGCGUCGGCCUGGAUGCCGUCCCUUCAGGUCCUUGGUUUUGUUCCCAAUGCGAAACCCAAAGAGUGAUCCUUGCAGUUGGCUCACGUCCACGGAACCAAUCCAUCCGUCGCACUCGUGGCGAUCAGAGAAGAAUCCGCAGCCGAAACCAGAUAAAUGCCGUUCAUUGGGCCCGCGUUUGGCAAACCGUAUGGGACCAUUUGAAUCUAGACCUGGACUUCCCUUUUGACGAUGAACGAGCGCACAACCGGGCAGUUGAACAGCGAAGACGCGAGGUUGCUAGUCGGAGAGAAUUUCGGGCAUGGGAACGUCGCUUUCAGAUCGCUGAGCGCCAAGGAAUGGCUAACCGGUUCAGAGAUACCGCAUCCGCCCUUCUCGAGAUCGGGCGGGGCUGGCCCUCGAGACCCAGACAAAGAAUCGAAACGCCAGAACCCGAAUCACUUGACGAGGUUAGAGCAUGGAACGCAUUUGAAAGAGCACGGGAAAUACAAGAUGAUCCAAGUUCGAGCUCGAGUCGUGGUCGGAAACGCAAAUCGCCGACGGCUUCACCAGUAGAGCCACAGCCGGCACAACCCGAACGGAGACUGAAACGCCCGCGAACGAGACGGCCGGAAGCUCUUGCUGCUGACUUUCUUGAUCACGGGGGUGAGUCUUCCAGAGCUGGGAGAUCAGCUAAUGCAGGUGGUUCUGCUGCUUCUGGAAGGGUUCCCGCUGAUAGCAAUGUUAGUACGGGCCCAAGCUUUUUGCAAUCCCUUCUCAAAGAGGUCGAAGACUCUUCUCCCCCGAGCUUGAACAACAGCGCCUUUAGGUCGAAUGUAUUCUCCGCGACACCUGGCGAUUCGAGCUCCCCCCACCCAUCCUCCCCUGCUCAGUCAUCCCUCUCAUCGAAUCGCUCCUCCCCUCAACCAUCAUCCACCACACCACCCCCUUACAACAACGGACCAACCACGCCGAUCACAGUCCCCGACCCAGCAGCUUUUUCUUUUCCCGAAUUCUCCCUUUCAUGCUCUCCCAACCAAGACCAAGGGACCGCGGGCCGACCUCGACUCCCCCGCCAAAUGCACCGAAGCCAGCGUGGAGGCCACAGCUCAUCAUCCUCACCUUCGCGUUCGCGAUCCAACGAAACCUCCCCAACCCGCUCUUCCCUCUCCAUAUCUGUCAAAUCCGAUCUCCAGAGAAUGGUCAGCGCGGCUCUAAAGCCCCACUACCGCAGCCGCGAAAUCUCAAAGGAUGAAUAUACGGAUAUAAACCGUCGUAUAUCGCGGAUGAUGUACGAGAAGGUUGGAGCCGUUACGACACUGGAUGCAGAUGUGAAAAGUAGAUGGUCGGGAGUUGCUAGCGAGGAGGUGAGCAAGGCUAUUGCCAAUCUUAAGGAGACUAGAGAAGUCAACUGGCAAGGUCAACAAGGGCAGUGA
Molecule: messenger RNA, 1902 nt
Organism: Paracoccidioides brasiliensis Pb18
Exons: 2
Coding region: 1-1902 (633 amino acids)
Source: RefSeq, a predicted model, not a curated record